UCCAUUAGAAGUGCACAGAUCAACUGAGUGCGUCGUCGCUGAUCACAUUGGUCUGUGCGCUGCGCUGUGCUGUGCUGUGCUGUGCGCUGUGCUGUGCGGACAGCUGUGCGCGGUGCGACAUGUGGAUUUAAAAUAUAAAAAACUUUAAAUUUAAAUUGAUUUUAAAAUCUCCACAAUGGGAGAGGAAAAAAUUGAAAAUAUUCGACCAAAUGGUCUGGGUGUGCGACACGCGCAGACGUUCCUGCUCUUCCUGGCCAUGCUGUUCGCAUUCUGCAUGCGCGUUAACAUGAGCAUGGCCAUCGUUGACAUGACCAACGACCAGCACCCGGAGCACUUCGAGUGGUCGCACAGCGUGCAGUCCAUGAUCCUGUCGUCAUUCUUCUGGGGCUACAUCGUGCUGCAGCUGCCUGCGGGCGAGUUGGCCCGGCGCGUCGGCGGGAAGGUCCUCAUGACUAUCGCGGUGUCUGUUAACUCUCUUCUAUCUCUGCUCAUGCCUACAGCUGCUAAAAUCGGCGGUUGGCAGCUUGUGUGCGCAUGCCGCGUGCUGCAGGGCCUCACUCAGGGCUUCAUCUACCCCGCAAUGCACCACCUCGUCAGUCAGUGGAUCCCCCUGGAGGAGAACGGACUUCUCAGCACUAUUAUCUAUGCAGGUGGUCAGCUCGGAAUAGCGUUUCAGUUGAUAAUAUCAGGCUUCAUAGCGGCGGCGUGGGGAUGGCAGGCGAUAUUCUACACGAACGCAGUGCUCGGACUCGUAUGGACAGUGAUUUAUAUAAUAUUUGGAUCUUCGUCGCCGGAACAAUCGAAAAUUAUUUCGAAAGAAGAAUUAAAAUACAUACAAAGAUCAUUGGGACGAGUCGACAACCAAAAGCGUCAACCGGCGCCAUGGUCACAGAUAGUGAGGUGCGUGCCGCUGUGGGCGGCCGUGGUGGCGCACUGCGGACAGAACUGGGGCUUCUUCACGCUCAUGACGGAGAUGCCCACAUACAUGGCCAAAGUGUUGGGAGUGCAGUUGAAGAGCAACGGCGUGCUGUCGUCGCUGCCGUACCUGGCGAUGUACUUGCUGAGCUUCCCCAUGGGCGCCAUGACCGACCUCAUCAUCCGGCGCGGCUGGCUCAGCAUCAGCAACACCAGGAGACUAUUCAAUACUAUCGGUCUGUGGGGUCCGGCCAUAGCGCUCAUCGGCCUGAGUUACGUACCCGAGGGUGACACAUUGAUCGCUGUCACAAUGUUAACUGUCAGUGUCGGGAUAAACGCAGGACAAUAUGCCGGGUAUUUGCUCGUGAUAAUAGACUUGGCGCCGAACUUCAGCGGCUCCAUGAUGGGAAUAUCCAACUUCUUCGCCAACGUCAUCUCCAUCAUCGCGCCCCUCGUCUGCGGAUUUAUCAUCGAUGAUGAGACGGCGGCUGCGGAAUGGCGGAAGGUGUUCUUCCUCGCCUCGGGAGUGUAUUUCUUCACCAAUCUUUUCUUUUUAAUAUUUAUGACUUCGAGAAGGCAGACUUGGAACGAACAUAAGAAAGAAACCGAUAUCGAAAUAAAACCGACGACUCGCUGAAGAAACAUCGCUCUCUAUUUCGCUUCGUUUUUAUUUAUUUCUGUACCUGAAAUAAGAAAGGCUUGUAUAUACUUAGAUAUAAUAAAAAUAAAUCUGGA
Molecule: messenger RNA, 1650 nt
Organism: Papilio machaon (common yellow swallowtail)
Lineage: Eukaryota; Metazoa; Arthropoda; Insecta; Lepidoptera; Papilionidae
Product: putative inorganic phosphate cotransporter
Exons: 11
Coding region: 176-1552 (458 amino acids)
Biological process (GO): transmembrane transport; monoatomic anion transport
Cellular component (GO): plasma membrane
Molecular function (GO): transmembrane transporter activity
Source: RefSeq, a predicted model, not a curated record